UUUUUGCAAUACCGAAUCUCUCAGAUACGGUAAACGUAAAUCGUGAACGUGAUUCGCUCGGAAAUAACGUGACAAUGUAUGCGACCAGUAGCAUUCACGAUUUACGUUUACCGUAUCUGAGACACGGUAUUGCAAAAACCCACCAUUUUCGCCAGUUGUUGCUUCGCGUCUAUAGAAUAUACGUGUGUAGAAUGGGCAGAAGCGAGCGAAAACUCAAGCUUCCAAACUUGAUGAAGAAAAAAAGAACGAUCACUUAUUUCUCGAAUAAUGACGAUAGGAUAUUUUUUUAACAGGAUACUUAUUUUUUUUCAUGGAUAACGAGAGCAAUGGUAGCACACGUUACUUUCCAAAAGUAAACUUUCCCAACCCCGAGCUCCACACUGGAGCUCGCCGAAAGAAAUCCCUGCGCUCUGGAAAGAUAUUAUAACUUUACGCGUGACAAUUUCACCGGGCCGAACACAAUCGCGUCUCCUCGUUGGGUGGACGACCCCAUUUCACCGUGACUGAGCGCGCUUCUCUCAUGCUCGUGGAGCGCGAUCGUAAGGUCAUAAAAUUAAUCGACGUGCCGUUUGCCGAGAGUCUGAAUCGAUCACUCGCCCCCCAUCGAUCGCUCUCCCCGUACGCGCGAUAUUACCCUUCCCUAUAAUAUCGCCGUCGCGUAUCGCGUAGUGCGCGUGUGCGCCCGUCGCUUCCCUUCGCUCGCAGCGGUGGAGGGAAAAAAAGAAAAACAAGAAAAAGGAAAACGGAAAAAAAGAAGGAAAGCUGGGCAAGAAAAGUCGGUGGAGCGCGCACUCUCGCGCGCUCACCGAGAUCGCCGCACGUAAACACGAUGCGGCGCGGGGAUUCGGUCGGACCUGCGCCCUGUACCGCGCCGCGCGUCGCGCACACGACGAUCCGUCACGCGCGCAGCAGCUGCGGCCGUUCGCGGGGCCGCCGCGUAGUGGGGUAGCGUGCCGCUGCGAGAGGGUGUCGCGCGCGAGGCAGGUCAGGGCUGGGCUCAGUCAGUGUGUUCGCGCGCGCAGUGUGUUGCGGUUUCGUCACCGCGGUUCCCCGUCACCCCUUCUCUCUCGCUCUCUCUCUCUCUCUCUCUCUCUAACUCGCUCGUGUCGCACGUUUAGCACACCCACACAACCGAGCCACGCGCGUGCGUGCGUGCGUGCUGCUGUCGUUGCCGCCGCCGCUGCCGCUGUCAUCGCUCCCACGCGUGCUGCAUUGCCGCUGCGUCGCCGUCGCUCCUCUCCCCGCUCGCCCCGCUCGCGACUGUUGAACGAGUCGUGCGCUACGCUGCCGCUGUCGCCGUCGCCGCGCGCUCGCGCUGCGCGACCGCCCGACCGAUCAACCGACAGACCGACCGACCAAUCAACGAACCGAGCAACCGGCUGACCGACCGACUAACCGACCGACCGACCGACCAACCGACCAACCGACCGAGGAGGGGAGGAGGAAGAGGAUAGAGCGUGGCUACGCGAGAGUUCGGCAUAGUGCGAAGCGCGAGUGCGAGAACGUCGUGCAGGAGGCUCGCCCGCUCGCUCGUUCGCGCUGCCAGUGCGGGACGACGCGCGAUGCUGACAAUACGCGUGCUUAUAUAAUUACCCGUGGCAGUCGUCGGUGUGUGCAUUAGCGGCGCGUGACGGGUGACGCGCGCGACGCGAGUGAGCGAACGAGUAGUGCGUCCCACGGCGACUGCGGCGAAUCGUCGUGCGCUCUCGCGCUGCUCGUCGUCGUCGGGCUCUCUCAGGCUUCUGCGUGUACGCUCGCUUCGGGGUCUGGCAUCAUACAUAAAAAUAUGCACAUUUAUUUUCUAUUUAUUUUAAAACCGCUUAAAGAAAAGAUGAUGAAAGCAUUCGAAAGUGCAGGCUGGCCUACGAGCGUGGCAUUACACGGGGAAGACGUAGUAAUGAAUUUGUUUAUAUUUUUUGUAUUUGCCGACCCCGUCGAUGGUUCCGUUGGAACGUACCAGUUGGAGUAUACAACAGCAACAGCGACAGUGACAGCGACCGCAACCUCAGCUAUUGGUGGUGGACUCGUUGGUCGUGCAGCAACCUCAACAGCAACAGCAACGAAAUUGCCGGAUCGUCGCCUCGAGUCAGGCGUCGUCAGCAUCGGGUGACUCGCAACAGUGCAACCGAGACAAAAUGACCGACCAGCGAGAGCAGCAGCAGCAACAGCCGCAGCCGCAGCAACAACAGCAGCAGACCAAAAGCAAUGAGGAACCAAGGACGAAUCUGAUUAUUAAUUAUCUUCCACAAAAUAUGAACGAGAAGGAGCUAUACAGUCUGUUCGUGACUAUCGGUCCGGUAGAGUCCUGCCGAGUCAUGAAGGAUUAUAAGACUGGUUACAGUUACGGCUUCGGUUUUGUAAACUACGCGAAGGCCGAGGAUGCCGCAACGGCGAUAAGCACGCUGAAUGGACUGCAGGUGCAAAAUAAACGUUUGAAGGUGUCGUUUGCACGACCUUCCGGGGAGGAAAUUAAAGAAACGAAUCUUUAUGUUACGAACUUACCAAGAAAUAUCACGGAAAGUCAAAUCGAUGAGAUUUUCAGUAAAUAUGGCAACAUUGUGCAGAAGAAUAUACUGAAGGAUAAACUUACCGGCUUACCGAGAGGGGUAGCAUUCGUACGGUUCGAUAAACGGGAAGAAGCACAGGAGGCGAUCGCGCGACUUCAUGGUACAAUACCAGAGGGUGGAUCAGAGCCGCUCAGUGUAAAAAUUGCCGAGGAACACGGUAAACAAAAAGCGGCAUAUUACGCAGGGUGGCAAGCUGGGUACAAUCAAAGUCGCGAUAAGAUGGCUGCAUCUAAAUCAGACUGCAACGACUUAACGCACUAAAAAGCACACCUUUUGUGUACACAGAGAAUCGAAAAGGUGUUUACAUUUUAACGCGUUAAUACAAACGCAUUAAAACGCAGAGAGAUCUUUGCGACCGACCGAUUGUGUAUGGAGACACAUUUCUCGCGCUUCUUUGCGCGCUUCUUGUUUAUUUUUUUUUUCCUCUACUUUUCCGAAGUUGUGCGUCGUUAUUUUGAUGUGUAUGAAGAAGAGAUGAGCGGAGAUUGCGCGGAAAAUGAAAAGAAAGAAAAAAGAUAUGAUCAAACAGUGUUGUGACAGAAGAAUAUCGUGUGUGAUUUGUGAUGAUGCAUACACGCAAUGCACUAAUAUUAUAUGCAUUAUAUGCUAGUCUCUGGAACGAUACGGCGCUUGUGAUAAGCGAGGACUCGUAUGAGAAAAAUCGCAGAAGAAAAAUGCCGUUUAUACAACUUUCAGUUUGGAUGCGCUGGCUAGCUGGACGAUUACUUAUGACACGCCCUCCUUAUCCUUUUCUUUCCCCAUCUACCCUUUCUUUCCGUUCUAUCGUCUCUUUCCUCCCCCUCCCCCUUUCCGUUUCUCUUACUCUUGUAUUUUCUUAGUAUCAGUGUUUUCGUCCGUUCUUUCGCUUUGAUACUUUUGUUAAAUACUACUCUUGCUCAUACGUUAACGAGCGCACAGAAGCUUUCACGUUCGCCGAUACAAUAUCAUAUUCCAUGGCUGAUACUGUUUUGUGCUUUAUUGCGUUUCGCAAGCGUUUUGUAUUAUUAGUUUUGUACUACACAUAAAAA
This is a messenger RNA of Harpegnathos saltator (Jerdon's jumping ant), 3595 nucleotides long. RefSeq names its product sex-lethal homolog. The record is from RefSeq and is a predicted model, not a curated record. The transcript is spliced from 6 exons. Gene Ontology annotation, molecular function: mRNA binding. The coding region runs from base 2136 to 2828 and encodes 230 amino acids. Gene Ontology annotation, cellular component: nucleus; ribonucleoprotein complex. NCBI's taxonomy places the organism in Eukaryota, Metazoa, Arthropoda, Insecta, Hymenoptera, Formicidae.